Catharus ustulatus (Swainson's thrush) is the source of this 2616-nucleotide messenger RNA. RefSeq names its product actin-binding protein IPP-like. Lineage: Eukaryota; Metazoa; Chordata; Aves; Passeriformes; Turdidae. The annotation marks the transcript as partial. The transcript is spliced from 6 exons. Gene Ontology annotation, molecular function: protein binding. The record is from RefSeq and is a predicted model, not a curated record.
UUCUGCUCAUUUUAUUCUUAUUCUGCCUAUGUUACUCCUGAAGGUAUUCCAGAUUUCAGUCUUCGGGUGGCCCUGCAAACUCUGUUGAAAGAAUAUUGUGAAGUCUCUAAGUCUCCCAAAGAGAACAAGGUCAGCAGUUUUCUGCAGGCUUCUAAAGGUCGUCCCCGGAGGAAAGCCAGGAAGUACCUUUAUGCAGUAGGUGGGUACACCCGACUGCAAGGAGGACGCUGGAGUGACAGCAGAGCCCUCAGCUGUGUGGAGCGAUUUGACACCUUCAGCCACUACUGGACCACGGUGUCCUCUCUCCACCAGGCCCGGAGCGGGCUGGGGGUGGCUGUGGUGGGAGGAAUGGUCUAUGCCAUUGGAGGUGAGGACAACUCAAUGAUUUUUGACUGUACUGAAUGUUAUGAUCCUGUUACUAAGCAAUGGACGACUGUGGCUUCCAUGAACCAUCCCCGUUGUGCACUAGGAGUGUGCACAUGCUAUGGUGCUAUCUAUGCUUUGGGAGGCUGGAUUGGAGCAGAGAUUGGCAACACAAUAGAAAGAUUUGAUCCUGAAGAGAAUAGCUGGGAUGUGGUGGGAAGCAUGGCUAAGCCCCGUUACUGCUUUGGGUGUUGUGAAAUGCAAGGUUUGAUUUAUGUCAUUGGUGGUAUCAGCAGUGAAGGAGUAGAGCUGCGUUCUGUUGAAGUCUACGACCCCAUCUCUAAACGUUGGUCUGAGCUCGCUCCAAUGGGCACCCGAAGAGCCUAUCUUGGUGUAGCUGCUCUCAACGAUUGUAUCUAUGCUGUGGGAGGCUGGAAUGAAUCCCAGGAUGCACUUGCUAGUGUAGAAAGAUACUCAUUUGAAGAGGAAAAGUGGGUUGAAGUUGCAUCGAUGAAGAUCCCAAGAGCUGGUGUCUGUGUUGUGGCUGUGAAUGGACUUCUCUAUGCCUCAGGAGGCCGAGCUCCCAGUCCUGAUUUUGCUGCUCCAGUAACCUCUGACUCUGUUGAAGUUUAUAACCCUCACAUGGACAGUUGGACUGAAAUUGCCAACAUGAUUACCAGCCGCUGCGAAGGAGGCGUAGCUGUGCUGUAAAACACAAAGAAGAAAGCUCAUUCAAGGAAUGAGUAAAUUAUGUCUCCUCAGAUUUCCUGUUUCAUUGGCCAGAAACCUCUUUUAACACAGGAGCUUCAGUGGAGAAUUAGAUCAGAGGGAUUUUCCUGAGCAAAAGGAAAAGCCCUUCAAAGUAAAUUGGCUUAUCCAGUGUGUGUCUCAGGAAGUAUUCUGUUAAGAGUAGGAAUGCCUCUUAUAACUGGAUUAAGCUCACUGAAAUAAAUGGUGAAUUUGCCCUGUAAAAAUCUGAAGAAAUAAUUCCAAUGCAUUAGAGACAUUAAUCACGUUGUUACUAAGCUGGCACUUUAGCCAGACUUGCAAUCUGGAAGUGAGUUACUUUCAACAGCAAGGAGUUACCUGUAGGUAAGAUCAGAUGGGCGUUUUGGGCAUUAGUUCUUUUUCUGGCAGAAAACAAGGAAGAGAAGAUACAGCAGGAAAGACUUGGUGCCUCUACUUAUGACCUUGAUGCAUUUAAGCCUCUUUUCUGUUGCUGGACAUGGUGGGCAUUAAAUAUGAAUCGGAUCUUUACUUUCUGGCUACUUCACAAAUUUGAAUGGUGAGUGGAUGAGCAUUUCUUAUUCUGGAAGGGUGCCCUCACAGUUCUAAUAAUGCUGUUCCCCUUCAGUGCUGGCUUUUCUUCUCAGUGGUGUCAGUGAUGCCAAUGGAGCUCCAUUUUGUGUAAGUUCUGGUGAAUUUUAAAUGCAAAUGCUAUUCAUUAGAUUGGCUGUUCUGUUUAGCACUGCUCUUAGUAUAAAAACACAGGGAAAGGCUUUUGCCCCCAUAUUUUUUUUUCCCCAGAGUCAAAUGUGUUUUUACCCUGUGUGAUACAUGCUGAGACUUGGCACUGGAUACUUGCUGUUCUACAAAGCACACUCCUUCACCUUCACUACAUCUUGUAUCCUGCCUCAUCCAAAUGUGAGCCAAUGGAGCUUUUUGUGGUAGAAUUAGCUGCAUUUAGCAUUGAAGUGAUGAUAUCAGUGUGCUCUUAAGGAAUUUGUAUUUAGCUCAGAUACACUUGGUAAAACAAUACUACAAAGAGUUUGGAGUUAUUUCUAGACUCAAUUAACAUAUUUGAAAUUGCUUUUUGCACACUGUGGCUGUAUUUUCAGCACAGCUGUGGAUGAUAUGGAUGGAGUCUGAAGUGAGGCUGCAUGAAUUUUGAUAGACAGUGUUAUUCUGGAACACAAAAACCACAACUGGAAUGUCACAAAACAGGAAGCCUGACACCAUGUAGACAAAGGAGCUGUUUAGGUCACUAUUCCUUGUGUUAAAUUAACAAAGUAAUACAUGAAUAAAUCCUCCAAGGUCAGUGUUGCAGGUACCUUAAUAAUCUAGGUACUAAACUUUGACAUAGGUUUGGGCUAAAACAGGCUAGAUGAUGGAGAGUUUCUCUGAUUGUCCCAUAAUCUUGUGUGUGUUUUUACUUCAAAGAAUUUCUUAUGUGUCUGAAUUAAUGGUUUGAUUUUUUCCAAGUAUAAGCUUGUUUAAACUGUUUUUCAUAAUAAAAUGCAUUUUCAGAACUGA